UCUCCGCUGCAGAUGCUCCCCAAGGUCGAUCCUUUCUGGGGACGGUCGAUGCCACGCUCAUUGGGUGCGAUGCAUGCGUGGAAACAAGAGUCAUGAGGCUAAUGAGGAUGAUGAUGAUGAUGAUGAUGAUGAUGAUGAUGAUGAUGAUGAUGACAAUAAGCUGCUUCUGUUGCUCCUUUCCCAACCCUUCCGAGGCUUGAAGCCGCGCGCUCUGCCCUGCUCAGCGCUUUCUGCAGCCCGGUAUCAGGGGCGUCUUUGAAAGCGAGGGGGGCGCGUAGCCGGCUGGGCGUGCCGACCCUGCCUUUCCGCUUCUCAGCCCGUUUCUGCGGUUCUUCCGCGCCACGCGGGACAGAAGGAGAAAAGUUGGCCGUGGGAGUGGGCCAGAGCCCAUUGCCUCGUUCUUCUCAGAUAUGAGGAAGCAGCUGAUGUAGUCCCUUCAGAUCAACAAACACUGACUGAACGCAUAACGAGAGCGACUUGCAGCUCAUCAUGGAUUAUGACAACAAUACAGAGACUGAAGCUUCCUACCUGUUCCCUGCACCUCUCCUCACAGGUGUCACUGUCACUUGUUUGCUCUUCUUCACGAUUGGGAUUAGUGGAAACAUGAUGACAAUGCUGGUGGUCUUUAAGUUCCGAGAUAUGAGGACAACUACCAACUUGUACCUCUCCAGUAUGGCUUUCUCAGAUCUCUUGAUCUUCCUUUGCAUGCCCCUAGACCUCUUCCGCCUCUGGCAGUAUCGGCCCUGGAAUUUUGGGGAUCUUCUCUGCAAGCUCUUCCAAUUUGUCAGUGAGUGUUGCACAUACUCAACCAUACUCAACAUCACAGCCUUGAGCGCCGAGAGAUAUUUUGCGGUCUGCUUUCCACUCAGGGCCAAGGCGAUGAUCACCAAGACCAAAGUCAAACUCCUUAUCCUCGUGCUCUGGGUGAUCUCUUUUGUCAGUGCUGGGCCCAUCUUUGUUCUGGUUGGAGUUGAGCAUGAGAAUGGGACAAAUCCUUUGGAUACCAACGAAUGUCGCAUCACAGAGUAUGCCAUUCAUUCAGGGCUGCUGACCAUUAUGGUGUGGACCUCCAGCGUCUUCUUUUUCCUGCCCGUUUUUUGCUUGACCGUUCUCUACAGCCUCAUUGUGCGGAAGCUUUGGAAGCGAAAGAAGAAAAACAUUGGGCCAAAGACCUCCAUCAGGGACAAGUACAACAGACAAACAAUAAAAAUGCUAGCGGUGGUGGUUUUGGCUUUUGUCCUCUGCUGGCUGCCCUUCUACUUAGGACGUUAUCUCUUUUCCAAAUCCUUCGAGGUCGAAUCCUUGGAUAUCGCCGUUAUCAGCCAGUACUGCAACGUGGUCUCCUUCGUUCUCUUCUACUUAAGCGCUGCCAUCAACCCAAUCCUGUACAACAUCAUGUCAAAGAAAUACCGAGAAGCAGCUUACAGGCUCUUCAGAAUGAAGCCGCCGAGGAAGAAAAAGCUUUUGGCGAUGACGGAGAGAAGAUGCCACACUUGGACAGAGUCCAGGAUCAGAGGGACGUGACGGCAGAGGAUGGACCGAGGUGUCACUUAAAAGCCACUAGAGAAGGGGGGGAAAAAUAUUCAGGCUGGCUAAAAGAUGGAGUGUUUGUUUCUUUUCAUGAUUGGGAGGGCUUGCAAUGUGAAAACUCAGGUAUGGAAACGAAAAAGGGGUUAAAAAAAAAAAAGCACAGCUGCGAGGAAUAUUAUGACAGAUGUUCUGUGUAAAUAUAUUCAUCAGCAGUGGGUGAAACAGCUAUCCUUUUGAAUCAUUUCCAGUGCCUAUGAUUCUAUGCAUAAAGAUGGGAAUUGAGGUGGCUUAUGUUUAUAAAGCACAAAUGUGAACUAAAUGGGACCUGUCUUUGUGCUGGGCAGCCUGGCAUGGGGAGAACUAGCUGUGAUGCAGAAGCUCAUUGAAAACGUUUCCCCACCAGAUGGGAUCUGUAUGCAUUUCGUACUGCAUAAUAAAGAAAGGAAUGUCAUCAAAAGCAAGGAAACUUCCCUCUCCUAUGUAGGCAGGAAGACCUUGAUAGAGGCCAGAAAAGAUGGUUUCCUUCAUCCCUGUGGAACAGUGUGUACCAGCCUGCUAUGUGUUGCUUGCCACCUCAUCAGGGUGACAGUCAAGUCGCAGUGAAUCAAGACCCUUUCUACAAAAGGGAGCCGGAGAGAGGAUUGCGGUGGUCCUGGGGAUAGAGACCCAGUAGAACAGGGGUGUCAAACUCAAUUUCAUUGAGGGCCACAUCAGCGUUGUGUUUGACUUUGGGGGGCUGGGGUGGGCGUGGCCAGGGUCGGCAUGGCCAGCUCGACGUCACUCAUGUCGGGGGCGCCUGUGGUGGCCCAAGCAUUCUGCCAGCAAAAUUGGGCUCCUGUUUUUGGCUGGAAUGGCUUCCUACAACCAUCUGCUAGCGAAAAUGGAGCUUGGGGGAGGUCCGCGUACGGCCCUCACGGGCUUUGUUUACGACUGAAACGGCCUCCUGCAACCCUCUGCCAGUGAAAAUGGAGCUCAGAGGGGGCCACAUGCAGCACUCCUGAGCUACGUUUUCGUUGGCAAAAGCACCGCGGGCCGGUCCUUCACUGUUUCCAGUGUGGCUCUGAGGGCCAGAUCUGACCAUCCCGUGGGCCGGAUCCAUCCCCCGGGCCUUGAGUUUGACACCCCUGCAGUAGAAGGUAUCCAUUUCUGGCCCAUGGCAAUGAGAAGAUGUGUAUCAUGGCAUACAGAGAAGGUAGUGCUCUAGGGAGCAGCUGUGCCAAUCGAUAGUAGGUAAAUGAGGUCUGGCCAAAUCUGGAAAACUGUAACGAAACCCUAAGUUGGAAGGAGACUUGAGAAACACAAAAAAACCCUUCCUGCCUUGUUUUGAAAAUGCCAAAACCCAGCUUUGCACAUAUCAAUUAUCGGAGGGACAUUGAGAACCAUCAAAUGAUGGUUGACAUUAAAUUUUCAUUUCGAAGCAAGCCUACACACCUCUUUUGGAUACAACAGCACGGAUGCUCUUCUUUAGAGAGCUUCUGCCUUCAAGUCUAGCACAGGGAGAGAAUGCUAAUUUUUUUUUUUUUAAGUAGUGCCAGGGAGAAUGCUAGCUCAUUUGCAUUCUUUCAAAAAAAAAAAAAAGUGAAUGGUAGAUGGUACAUUUAAUUAUGAAUGAAGGCGAAUAUAUGUGUCCUAGGAUAACGUUGCAGGAUCCAACGUUGGGAUUCACUUACCUUCCCUACAGGUUCACUCGCACGCGCCAUCUCUGUGCAUGUGCACGGACUUCUGUGCAUGCGUAGUAGUUGCGCUUUUCAUCCAGGCAGAUGGGCGGAGCCUCCCGCAGUUGCCACUACCGGUUCACGCGAUCCAGACAGAACCGGCUGAAUCCCAUCACUGGCAAGAUCCAAUCUGGGUUGGUCACUGAGACCAGAGGUUUACUCUUCCAAGCUUUCAAUCUCAUGCUGGGAGCCCAUCCUCAGAGAACUUCUUGUUAGCAGAGGGUGUGAGUGUGUCUAGCAGUGUUUGGGAGUGCGUCUAGCUGUGUGUGUGUGUGUGUGUGUGUCUGCUAGAGAGAAGUUCCCUGAGAAUGGGCUCCAGCACGAGUCUGAAAACUGAGAAGCCUAAACCUCUGGUCCUGGUGACUGACCCAGGUUGGAUCCUGUGACAUUUAAUUAUAUUUAUAGUCACAUCCACUUGCUCAAUUAAAACAAUAACUAUGUAAAUGGGUAUUCCUGAUUAAUAAACAAAAGUAUAUGGACUUAUAGCUCAUCGUGGAAUAGCUUUCAGUAAACACUGGACAUUUACUGUAAUUUCAUUGACCCAAUAAGACAUCUACUUGGUUUUUUAAAAAAAUGGAUGUAAAAAAAAUCCAUAUUUUCUUAACAAACAAACAAACAAGUAGAUGUUUCAUGCAAUGGGUUACUCUGAUGAAUUUGCCUAUGGGAAUGGCUUCUUAUAUAUUAAUGUGGUGGGUGGAAUUUAUUAUUAGACAUAUUAUACUUGUGCGGCAGGGGUGGGUUCUACUUACCUUUACUACCGGUUCGCAACAGGGCCGUGCGCGCAUGAGAUGUGUAGAAGCGUUCUGAUGACAUCGGGGUCGGUGGGCGGAGCCUCCCGCCAGUUUUACUACCGGUUCUAUAGAACCGGUGCAAACUGGGGGCAACCCACCACCGUUGUGCAGGGACAGGAUCAAGAAUUUAUGUUGCUGUAAGGGGUAAGAAAACCAGAUGAAUCGCUUGCAAUUGAGGAUAACCGUGUUAAUUUGGGUCACCCCAGAUAUAGGAUGUUUGGCUGAAUCUACAGUAAAAGCUAGAAAUAUGACAACAAUUCAGCCUUGCUUAUAAAGUUUGAAGUGAAGCUGUCUUAUAAAUGUGGAGUACAAAACCUUAAUAACAAGAGUGGGCCUGAGUUAUUAGUUUUGCUGUUCAAUAUGGGCUCAACUCUACCAAACAUUAUUUGAGAAAUAUUUUGUGGAUUUUGGAAGUUCAUUUUCCUAAAAAAAAAAAAAAAAAAGUGGCACGACUAAACAUUUCUGUCCUCAAAAUGAUUCUGCAAGCAGAAACCUAAGCUUCAAGAGGGUAUCUGAGGUAAGAUGUGGAAUGGAACUAUUGUGUUUCCCCAAAAAUAACACCCUGUCACUCCAGGGGAAGGAUAUUGCAAAAUUCCCACUCCCUCCCCACUCCUGGGGGAAGGAUAUUGCAAAAUCCCCAUUCCCUCCCCACUCUGGGGCCAGCCAGAGGUGGCAUUUGCUGGUUCUCUGAACUACUCAAAAUUUCCGCUACCGGUUCUCCACAACCUGUCAAAACCUGGCCUGACCCUUUGCAUCAAGAAGCCCCUUUGGGCUGCAUUGCUGGGCUGAGCUGGAACUGGACUUCUUGGUACAUCAUGAAGGCCCUUCCAUGAUGGCUAUAGAACAGGCUAUUGAACUGGGGUUGCUUCUUGCUUCCUUCCUUCUCUUUCUUAUGAAGCUCUGAGCUGGAGCUGGGCUUCCAGGUGUGAAGGGCUAGGCUGGGCAUGCCUCAUCAGCAAUGGGAGCAAGAAGUCAAAUAUGAUCUGCAGAGCAGAGGGUGGCAGAGGCAAAAGAACAUAUAUGGAAGAAAAAGGGGGGUAGAGUGAGUUGAAACCGGUUACUAAAGCUUGGAGCUGGAAUGGUUUGGAUUGCUGUAGGCACUUUAUUUUUAUUCUUUAUUUAUCAUAGUCUAAAACCACCAUCUCCUUCACAGAGGUCUUUACUUGCAAAAUGGGAUGCUCAGUUAACAAUAGCAAUGGGGAGUGCCAGAAAUGCUGUCACUAAGUGAUGUGAAAUCUCUUUUUCUCCCUGCAUUGCUUAGCAGUGGAAAUUCUGCUUUUAACUGUGCUCGUAAAUCAAGAACCAUUUUAGUGUUUAAGUUCGUACAGGUACAGCAAGCAAGAUAGGGCCACAAAAUUUAAUCCUUUCAAGCACAUGGAUAUACAAGUACUGGUAUUUGGUUGUGUUUAAAUUCUUGACUCAACGUGACUUAUAUUUCCAGCUGUUAUGCUAUGAUGCUAUGUUCAUGAUCUCAGGGCUUGAAAAUAUGAAAUCUGAAGCAGUAGAUGUAUUUGACGUAUUUGUAAAAUCUGGUACUUUCAUACCGUUUUUCUGUAAAAUCCAUGGGCCUAAUCUCCAAAUCGAAUCAUUAUGAUUUUUCUGUUCAACAGAAUUGGUUGGGUCAAAUUUGAGAAGACGAAACUGUUCAAGACAAGUACUGUGCUCGAUUUAUUCUGGAUACAAUUUGUGGUUUGCUUUUGUUUGCUACGAUCUGCUGCUCUUCAAAACAUUAAACUCUGGGCUGCUUCUGCA
Molecule: messenger RNA, 5788 nt
Organism: Pantherophis guttatus
Lineage: Eukaryota; Metazoa; Chordata; Lepidosauria; Squamata; Colubridae
Gene: GHSR
Product: growth hormone secretagogue receptor
Biological process (GO): G protein-coupled receptor signaling pathway; hormone-mediated signaling pathway
Cellular component (GO): plasma membrane
Molecular function (GO): growth hormone secretagogue receptor activity
Source: RefSeq, a predicted model, not a curated record